AUGAAUAAAUGGCUGAAAACUUGUAACAAGUCUAGUGAAGGCAGCGUUGCUUCUGAAAGUUCUGACGAAGUAGGCCUAAGUGGGAAAGAUGAGGAAAGUAUGGCGAGUUCGUCGACAUCAUUGCCAUGUGCCAAAGUGCCAAGAACGCAUAAUAAAAGUGCCAUAAAAAGAGUAAUAAGAAAAUAUGACGAUAGCUUUAUAAACUAUGGUUUUACAUUGACUGGUGAUAAGGAAGAACCAAGCGGACUUUGUGUUGAAUGUGAAAAGGUGCUGAAUAAUAGUAGUCUCUUUCCUGCAAAACUCAAACGACAUUUAGAAACCAAUUAUUCUCACUUGAAAAAUAAAAGCAGUGAAUAUUUUAAAAGGAAGUGCUUAGAAAUAGACGAAAGAAAGUUUCAUUCAUUUAUUUCUAAAGACAACAAAAGAGCUCUUAUUACUUCAUAUCGUAUUAGCUACCGUAUAGCUAAAGAACGUGAAUCCCAUACCACAGCUGAAAAUUUAAUCAAGCCUUGUGUCAAAGAUUUUGUGGAAUGUAUGACUGAUGAAAAAUACCUUCAAAACAUUAAAUGUGUACCUCUUUUAAACAAUACAGUUUCUAGGCGUAUUGAAGACAUGUCAACGUUUUGCGAAAAUGAAUUAAUAAGGCGAGUAAAGCUGAGUCCAACUUUUUCUCUCCAAAUGGAUGAAUCCACUGAUGUUACAGGCUUGGCCAUUUUACUAGUGUUCGUUCGUUAUAUGCAUGAAUCUCGUACUGAAGAAGAUAUUUUACUGUGUAAGCCUUUAGCUACGCACACAACAGGGGAAGAAAUAUUUAAGUUGGUUGAAUUUUUUAUGAAAGACCAUAGAAUUUCAUGGAAACAAUGUUCAAGCAUAUGCACUGAUGGAGCUGCUAAUAUGAUAGGAAACAUUUCGGGAGCUGUAGCACGCAUGAAGAAAGAAAACCCGGAAAUUGAAAGUAUCCAUUCCUUUCUUCAUCGGCAUGCACUUGCCAUCAAGCGCAUGCCCUUAAAUUUGAAAGAAAGAAAUCGUGAUCAAGGUAUUGAAGUUUUUGAUGCGUUUCCCAACAACCUUUGUGAAAAUAUUUUUCGUUAUAUGCUGCUACCAAAACCAAAUUUAGAAAUAGAUUGA
Messenger RNA from Limulus polyphemus (Atlantic horseshoe crab), 1128 nucleotides. Its product is annotated as zinc finger BED domain-containing protein 5-like. The coding region runs from base 1 to 1128 and encodes 375 amino acids. Lineage: Eukaryota; Metazoa; Arthropoda; Merostomata; Xiphosura; Limulidae. The record is from RefSeq and is a predicted model, not a curated record. The transcript is spliced from 2 exons.